ACCUGAGGUGGAGACCAGAGCAAUUAGCAGCUGCCAACCAGCUGCCACCCAGGCUGCCCAUCAGAUAAAUUGCAGGGAGGUGAGCUGGGCCUAAGGAGCAGGGUUGGUGGUGCUGUGGGUGGAGUUGUCUGUGCCCAAGGCUGUGGGCUGGUGUGUUCUGCUAUGGAGCCUCAAAGGGGUAAGGGGUCUGCAAGCGCUGCAGGGUCCUGCAGAGCUGGGUCUCUGGUGAGUCUCAGCUGGGGCUCUAGGGCUCACUUUGGGUUCUGGUGGGGCUGGGGCUCUGGGGCUUGGUUUGAGCUCUAGUGGCCACAGUCCCUCCCAACUCCUGAGUCCACUGGUCCUGAGUGCCAUGGCCCGGCGCCCUUCAACCCUGCAGAUGGUCAAAGAGGCGCUGCGGGCCCAGGAUGAGAAGAAGGGAGCCUCUGUCUUCACCAUCAGACAAUUCAUCCUGGCCAAGUACCCCACCGUGGAUCCCAUCCGGCUCAAGUACCUGCUGAAGCAGGCGCUGAGCAAGGGAUUGAGCAGUGGGGAGCUGGUGCGGCCCCGCAACUCCUCUGCUGUGGGGGCCACCGGCACCUUCAUGUUAGCACCCAAGGAGCCACAGCACAAAUCCUCAAAUCCUGGCAGAGGACAGGCCCCGAAGCCAGGACAGGAAGGGACCACCAAGGCCCCCUGUGCCCCUGUGGCUGGUGCACAACAACGAGGUAAAGGGCUUCUGGGGCAUGGGCCACCCCGUGCUGCCUGGCCCCACCAGGACUCACCCACCACCCCGUCUGCAGGUACCGCGAGGCAGCAGCUGACAGCCACGAAGAGGAAGCCAAAAGCAAAGCCCGUGGAUGCCCAGCCACGAGCUGCAGUGAAGCCUGGGAGCGAUGGAGCAAAGCCCCCGCGAGCUGCCAACCAUCCCCAGGCCCCUGGCACGGGGCGUUCAAGGCCCCCACGAGCUGCUGACCACCCCCAGGCACUUGGCAAAAGGCCCCGUGGGGCUGCGGCUGCUGAGGAUGCAGGAAGGAGCAAAAGCAACAGCUCUGUGGGUGCUGGGAUAAAGGGGCCCCAAAAGGUCCCUGGGGGAAAGAGCAAGGGGAAGGUGCUCAAGGAGGCACAGCAGGAUGCCCCCAAGGCACAGAGGGGUCAAGGCCAGGCGAGGAAGCCCCGGGUGACCCCAGGAGCCGGGCAGGGGGAAGCCGGGCUGCAGAAGGCAUCCUCCCAUGGAGAGGACAGAAUGGCUCUGUAGGGGGGCCCAGACAGUCUCACUUAGCCCUGCUUCAGCUGGCCCCAGGCCCUUGGGGUCUGAGCUGCUUUUAGUCCCCAGGACAGGUUUUAACUCUGUGUUUACCUCCUCCUAAUAAAGCUUCUUGACUCACCUCAUGGAAUGGCCUGACUGCUGCCCUGGUGGGCCCCUGCCCCUGGCCUCCCAUUUCCCAGC
Messenger RNA from Neopelma chrysocephalum (saffron-crested tyrant-manakin), 1426 nucleotides. RefSeq names its product histone H1oo. The transcript has 4 exons. Gene Ontology annotation, molecular function: nucleosomal DNA binding; double-stranded DNA binding. The coding region runs from base 350 to 1234 and encodes 294 amino acids. The record is from RefSeq and is a predicted model, not a curated record. Lineage: Eukaryota; Metazoa; Chordata; Aves; Passeriformes; Pipridae. Gene Ontology annotation, biological process: chromosome condensation; nucleosome assembly; negative regulation of DNA recombination. Gene Ontology annotation, cellular component: nucleus; nucleosome.